UGGAGAAGUAAGUGUAGCAUUGUAAGGUUGUCUGUGGGUUUGCGGUAGAGUGUGGUGCUGAGGUGUCCAUCCUUAAUUCCCCAUUCAGAACUUUUAUUUCCAAACCCUGUUUGUCCUUCGCCAUGAUGACUUUAAAUUUUGCUGAAUUAUGCCAUUAGCACGGAAAUGAUCCCCCACCACCAAAUGCCUCGCUAAGUUUUCCGUAAAACUAGGUCUAGCACGCCCCAUGUAUUAUAAGUCAUUCUACGUGCUAGUGACAAUAUGUUGUGGAGGUGCUGUAUGAAUAAAAUCUACUGUUGUUGACUGUAAGCGGUGGCAGCACAUUGCGCUGAGUCUCUAGUUCUAUUAUACUUGUCACUUUCCACCAGUACCAGGAAAUCACGCGAUACAAACUCUACAGCUGACCGCUCCCACAUCCCAAUAUUGGAAAAUCUAGAGCCUGCCUGGAGAUUCUAUUGUUCCCUGCAAAGGAGGAUCCUAAAUCAGAUACUGAGAUGCCUGUGCAUAUUGAUGAUCUGAUGCACUUAGUGUGCCAUAUUUCAGAGGUGGAGAAGCUGCAAGUUGCAGUGAAAAAUUCUGGAAAAGGGGCACUUUUGGCAGGUGCAAUAGCAUUUGCAGGAGGCUUGGUCGGUGGUCCUCCAGGAAUAGCAGUUGGUGGUGUAGUUGGUGGAUUGCUGGGUGCCUGGAUGACGAGUGGACAGUUUAAACCAUUACCGCAGAUUAUUAUGGAACUUCCACCAAAUCAACAGCUGAUAUUAUCUAAAGAUGUGCGUAACAUUGUCCAGCAUUUAGACUGGACUGAUGCAGUACAACUGAUAUCAUUGGUGAUGGGAAAUACUGCCCUGAAGCAGGAGGUGGUGUCAGCAAUAAGUGCAUUUUUUUUGAGGCAACUUAAUGCUGAGGUACGACACUUUGACUGAAACCUAUAUGAACAGCUUUUUCUAGAAAUUUAAAUGAAGUACCAUUUGCUGGAAUAUAAGAGCAUUCAUUUUGCCUAUGCAAGUUCAAAGAUCUUUGAAGAAUGGGCUUUGGAAAAUGCUGCAAUGACUUUAACCUGUAGGAUUCAUUAUGAAGAUUUAUACAUAGCUGACUUUGGAUUCAACGUUCUCAAAAUAUGUUUUAACUUUUCGAUAGCCAUGUCCUGUUGAUGAUGUUAGUAGUAUUUUGGAAUUAAGCCUGGUUUGUAAACAAAGAAUAAUUCUGUUUGGAUAUACAUAAGAUCUAAUUAUCCUUAAUUUUCCUAUUUUCAAAGUCUUGUUAAUACAGUUUCAGUUGUAUUGCAAAUUGGUGUGCAAUGAAUUAAAUUGGCAAUUCCAUCACAAAAUUGGUAUUUACAACAAAUAUAUAAUCAUUUAAAACAUAUUGGCUGGAUGCAUGUUGGAAUGCUGUAGGCUAAUAUGUAACAGACCCUGGGCUCUCUCUGAAGAUAGAAGAAUUGAAUUUGACUAUUCACCUGACUUGAGCUGAUGCAAGGAAAGAAAAUAUAGAUCUGAUCUGAAAUCCCAGUGAUCAAAUGUAAUUCAAGAAGAAUAUCAGAGCAACCAUUUCCUAAGUCUCAUGUGUAGCAAUAGCUUCUAAUGCCUUUUUGGAUCAAUCAUAAGGUAUAGAUCUCGCCUGCAGAAUUGCAAUUGGCUCUACAAAAUCCAUAAGGCCAUUGGAAUACCACCAUAUACCACAAGCUGACAAUCAACCAAUAACAACCAUGAAUAAAUUCUGUUCCUCCCAGAGUGCUAAGAAUGUUCUUGAAAUAAUAUAAUAUCCUGUCCUUAAAGAAAUAAUCCAGUAUAAAAAGGCAUAUAAUAUUUCAGAACACGUGCUUAUGGACUGUGAAGAACCCACAAAAGGGAUCGCCUAGUCCCAAAUUAGAUCAGGUAGAAAAUGGACAGCGGAUGAAUAAUAGUAACUGUAGAAGCAAACUACAUGUUAGCAGUGCACUCAGCGAGUGAUAGGAUACCUCCAAAUGUUUUACAAUGAACAAUAGACAUUGAAAAGCAAAAGAGAUAACUUCUCUGACAGGUGACAUCACCCUGCCUCAGUAAAGAACUGUGAAAAAAAGGCAGGAUAUUGGAGGAUGGAUUAGAUUUGAGGAAGGAGUGUCUCAAAACCAGCAAUCCCAGUAGAGAGGUAUGGUGGAUUUUGUGUUUUGCUUUAUUUUCGGGGUUAAGCAAUUCAGGUUAGGCAGUUUGCAGCGGGCAGGGUGAGUUCAACAGUCUCUUGGACAAUAGAAACUGUCAGGCACACAAAAAGCGAAUAAUUUGCAGGCUCAUUGUUGUGACAGUGGAGUACCUUUUCAAGCUGGAAAUUUCUCUCACUCCUAACAAUAAUUCAGAUUCAUGCAUAACAACUUAAAAACAAAAUGUUGGUUUUUUGGUCUUCAUUGUGUUUCAGAUAGCCUGUUUUGAAACAUUGUACCUGAAUCCAUUUGGUGUACACUAAGUUUAAAGAUCCUUAAUCAAAUCACCCCUUAGUUUCUAUUCUAACAUUUUUACCUUCAGCCAAUAUAGUAAUUAGGAUGGAGAUUGAGUUCUCCAAACAUUCUAAAAUGAUUGUGCUUUACUGGUCAAGUUGUUAAUGCAGAAAAGGACUAGGCUCAGCUGGUGCAAGAAAUGCACUGAAAAUAUAUUUCUGCACGUCUUUGUUAAUAUCUGCAAGAUCUCAAAACCUUUGAAAAUGGGGUCCACUGUAUCCUUACAAAAGUCACCUUUUGUUGAACAAUGUAAUUUGUGAUUUUCAAUUUUGUAGUUUGGUAUAAAUAUAAAACGCUAUGAAUGCUGGCAAUCUGCAAUAAAUUCAGAAAAUGUUUGAAAUCCCUGCUGUUCUGGCAGCAUCAGUGCCAAAUGAGUUCCAUUGAUUUUUGUCAGACUGAUCUUUUUCCACAGGUGCUGCUUGACCUGCUAAAUAUUUCUAGCAUUGUCUGUUUUUAUGUGUGGUUUAGUAAGACAAUUAAUGAAAUGAAUUGAGGUGAAUAUACUGUGGAGCAGACCAAGGUACAAAUAUAACUUAAAUGGCUGGACAACCUGUGGUAACAUUGUGUUCCCAUUCUAACUAAAUUAUAUGGCCACAAGUUUUACAGUUUGUAAAAAGAAACUUUCUUCUACAAAAUAUAAUGAAGCUUAAUUUCAUUAAGGUCUUUGCCAUUAUUGUGAGAUCCCAGAUUUCUCAUUUUAAUGCUGCUUUUAGAAUUUCAUUCUGAAUUCUAAAUCAGCAUUAAGCCAAUCUCAACAUAGACACUGGUGAAUGUUCCAUGAAAUUCCUCCUUAUCAGUCAUACUUACCUGGCUUUACUUUGAAAUGUUUAAGACAUUUAUUUUGUGGAAAAUUAAUCUCAGUCAAAAUAGAACUGAAGAGAGUCCAUAGUAAGAAAGGUGCACUAUGGCAAAAGGUGAAGGAAUGAAAAUGAGUUAAGUGAAUUUAUUUAAUGAAUGUCUCAGUGACUUAUUCUUAUGUAUUUUGAGAAUUGCCAGCAUCAGUCAAAGAGGCUGCAAUCUAUUCUACAAGAUGAUACAUUUUCUGAUGUUAACUUUAUUCAAAGGCAAUUUAUUUAAAGAUUAUAAGAUGAUAUUUUCCAUGAUUUCUUGAACUAAAGUUUUAGGAAUAAUUUAAUAAGUUAGGAUAAUCCUGUUUUUUCUUUCUUUUAUUGCCAUUUGCAGUUACUUGCAAAAUGUGAAAAACUCUUAAAAUAUCGUAACUGCUUGAAUUGCUAAACUGUAUCAAAAUGUCUGUUUUUGUCUAUAAUUUUAUGCUGUCUUCAUGAUAUGUUGUACAAUGUCUUUAACUCUCCUGGCACAGAAUUCUGGUCCCCAGCAUACAGAAGAGCAUCAGCCAUACACUACCCAUAAUGUUCCAUCCAUUAUAGACAGAAAUUCAGAAAUGCAUAGCUGGGUAGUAAACAUCAAUUACUGGGUGGCACCACAGAUUAAUUUACUGCGUUGAUAAUUGUCUUGGUUUGAAAGCAGCCCCUAUUGAUGGUUUGAAAAUCUCUUACAGUACAAAAAAAACCUAAAGAUGGUAAGCUUGGGAAGUUUCUGUCAGUUGAAUGUUUAGGAUGUGCAAAUUAUUGGUAGAGUGGGAAAUGAAUUGUCCCUAAGUUGAUAAGAUCGACCAGAGAUGGUGUAGUUAGCAUUUACUUCAAAGAGUGGAGGCAAAACUCUUUUUCUCAAGUGAAAAAAUAUGUCCUCAAGUCAUCUGGAGGACAAUUGUUUUUGGGUCCGAGGAGUUGUAAAGCUCUCAGCUGAAAACUAGAAGACACAGAAUAAGAAAGUGGUGGAAAUACUCAGCAGAUUUGGUAGUAUCUGUAGAGAGAGCAAUAGAGUUAGUGUUUCAGGUCAAGAACUUAGAAAUAGGGUGUUCUUCCAUACAGUAAUAGGCUGACCUCAAUUGUUACUAUUUGAUAACCAGAGUCACAACCAUUCUUUUUUAAAAGCUUUCCAAAUAUAGUUGAAAGGAAUGUGUAAAUCAUUUAGGAAUUCAUGUACAAGAUUGCAUUAAUCAUUUUUUGCAUGGUCCACGUUAAAUAGCACUUUACUUUUUAAGUAGGAGUUUGGACAAAAAGACACUUUGUAUAUCAAAAUAUUGAACAUAAUGAGGUAUUCCAUACCACUGGAUACAGUCAACCAGUCACAGGGAAUAGAAGGAUGUAUGUUACGUAUAAUUUAACUGGAAAAUUGUAGAUUUAACAAAAUAUUUUAAAACACAUAAAGGUGCUCUAUGAUUCAUUGAAUUAACUAUUAGUCAAAAGCUGUUUUGAAGCUUAACAAUGCACCAUAUCAUUUUCACAUGUCUGAUUGUAUCAUCAAUGACUACAAAUAGUAGAAGUUACGAAAAUGUUAAAAUGUGUACCAGAAACCUGCCAUCUUUCUAUUUCACCUGAAUUAAGUUGGAGGUUGCAAGGCCCAAGCAUGAUCUUCACACCCUGCCACCAGUUGAGACCAUUAAGUGGUCAAUUAGGGACCACACAAUGGCCUAUUCCCACCAGGACUGUGAUUAUCUCAGCUCCAAGUGUGGCGGGGGUGGGGGAGGGGGAACAAUUGAUCUGCCUAAUGUGCAGCUGAUUUGCGCAUGAUCAAAGGACUGGACAUAGGCCUAAGGAAAUGGUCACAAAGAGCCUGACACCCCUCAUUAAUCUCCCCAAAAUGCAUUUAUCUGAUACCUUGGUCCUUGCGAUUGUGGCUGUCUCUCCAGCAGUAUCCACAUUCCAGAGCUGCAGGCACUAGGUUUGCAGUGAAAAGUCAGGAUGGGCACCUUUUCAGCAAGUCAGCCAAUGAUUCUGGAAGACACUGGCCAUAAGAAAAGAAAAUUAAAUGGUAGAUGCCAUUGGAAUCGUCUUGAUUUCUUUCCCCACUUAUCUUGCCCCAUUUUAGAAGGAAAUAAUUUUGAUGGAAAGUCUCAUGAGAUUCAGUGAUGAUCAGAAUUCUUGUAACUUUAUAGAAAACAAAAGCUUCCUCAAGAUAGUCAAACUUUUUUGGUUCAUGGACAAUAUGGAAGUAAUUGUCUCUGAUUGGAAAGUUAGCUGUAAAAGUAGCAGUGAUUUUUAAAAUGUUUCAAAACAUUUGUGGUUACAAAAAUUAGCCAUUGAAUAAAAUAUGAAGAUGGUAGUCAUGUUAAUUUUUGAACCUAGUAUUUUGAUAGGAAAUCAUAUUUAAAUCUUUGUGAUGAUUGACUAAAAUGUUUAUAAUUUAUUGUGGUUUUUAAUUAUAUGAUGCAUGUUGUCUAUUCGGUUAAAAAAUGUAAUAAUGGAACAUUGUUAGAAAUUCCUGCAAUGUAUUGUGUAAAUAUUUAAUUUAAAGUUCCAUUUGAAGCCUUA
Molecule: messenger RNA, 5802 nt
Organism: Chiloscyllium plagiosum (whitespotted bambooshark)
Lineage: Eukaryota; Metazoa; Chordata; Chondrichthyes; Orectolobiformes; Hemiscylliidae
Product: protein C19orf12 homolog
Source: RefSeq, a predicted model, not a curated record